AUGCAGCAGCAGACGGAAUACCGGAGGCCACAGUGUCGGACGCCGGCGUUCGCUCCGAGCAGCAAGCGGCCGCACGACCUCACGGGCUACACGUGGACUUGGGCUGCCCUGAAACGCGGAGACAAGCCUCUGUGGGACGACCAUGUCGAGCAAUUCCUGGACACAGAGAAGCAGGCUUACACCCUGCUUGUUACGGAGAACGAAGAAAAUGCAUAUAAGAAACGCGUCCUGGGUGUGAUGGAACAGCGGGUCGCGUCCAUCAAUCCUAGCAAAGACCUUCCUGCCUCUGCUAUACCCGCCUUGACAGCCGUUCGGUUGGCCAGCCUCGCGUGUCAGCUCGGAAGCGACAGGUGCACCACGUUUUCCACAAACGUCGCAAAUCUUGUUGUGGAGAAAGACUUUCUCGCGAUAGCUCAAGAGACUCUCGACGGGCAGGUGAGCGCAGCUGAGGCGGACAAGGUUCGAGUUUCCCAACAUUUCCGUAAAGAGGUGCUGGAGCAGCUUUCCAAAAUACAAACGGUUCCAACGCAGGAAGACUUCACGAGAACGCUGAACAACUUGGCCAUUUUGCAUAUCGUGAGAACUUCGGAUGAACUGGAAAUCGUGACGGAAUGCGCUAUUCGCAGUAAUUUAAGCGCCGUUGUCACCGAUCCUCCAAUGAAAGACGUCGCGGAAGGCGUUUUCGUUCACGCUCCGCCCUUCCAGGCGCCCCCUGCAGUCCAAGCCUGGAUAAACGACCAGCCUUAGGCGGUGCUGUCAGAGGCCGGAUGGGCGCAUGGACCUUAUUUCAGUUCGCGCAACCUUGUUUGUUGGCUGUAAUAGCGCAAUGUGAUUGUCGGUACAGGAAAGACGAACUGGAUUACUACGCUUCCGUAGUAUGAGUUAUUUGUUAGCGGCCAGUAUGUGCGAUUUAGAAGAUAAUAUAAUAUCGUUAACUGAGCUGUAAGUGCGAUUUUAUGUGCUUUUGUCCUUUCAGUUCACUGUUAUGUGGUGUGCUGAUGCGUUAUUGUGCGGAACACUAUUAUGCGCUAAAGCAAAAAUAUUUAGUGCUAGCACAUACUUGAUAUGCAUACA
Dermacentor albipictus is the source of this 1074-nucleotide messenger RNA. NCBI's taxonomy places the organism in Eukaryota, Metazoa, Arthropoda, Arachnida, Ixodida, Ixodidae. The record is from RefSeq and is a predicted model, not a curated record.